This is a messenger RNA of Phytophthora nicotianae INRA-310, 2184 nucleotides long. RefSeq lists its product as hypothetical. The transcript has a single exon. Lineage: Eukaryota; Oomycota; Peronosporomycetes; Peronosporales; Peronosporaceae. The record is from RefSeq and is a predicted model, not a curated record. Gene Ontology annotation, molecular function: oxidoreductase activity. Bases 54 to 1277 code for a protein of 407 amino acids.
CGGCAGGGGAGCGUCAUUGUCGAAAUCGCCAUCAGCAGCACAAGCAAGACGAAAUGCUGCGCGCCGUCACCCGCUUCGCAAAACCAUCCAGACGCGCUGCCCAAUUUGCUAGCAAGUCGUUUGUCGGAGUAUUUUCAGGUCACGGCGUGCAAUGCGGAUGCGCGAACUGCGGGCGUCAAGCCGUUCGAUCGUUUUCAGUGAAGUCCCAGACAAGCUACGACAUCCCCAAGACGCAGACCGCCGUCAUGUAUGAGGCGGACAACGCGCCGCUCCAGGUGCGCGAGGACUGGCCUGUCGUACAGCCGGAGGAUCUUAAAUCGGGUGAGGUUCUCGUCCGUAUUGCGUACACGGGCGUGUGUCACUCGGAUCUGUCGGUCUGGGAAGGCGAAGGUCCUCCUCUGCCCAAGCAGUUCCCAAUGAUCGGCGGCCACGAAGGUGUCGGAUACGUCGCUGCUGUCGGUGCGAACACCAAGACGAAGCUCAAAGUGGGUGACGCUGUGGGAGUCAAAUGGCUUGCUCACACCUGUCUCGGCUGUGAGGAUUGUCGUAAAGGCUACGAGACCACCUGUGGUGAGGCCGGCGUACACGGUUUGACCUGUCACGGCACGUUCCAGCAGUGGUGCGUGUCGUUCGCAGACCACGUGACUCCAAUCCCGAAGACUCUGGAUCUGGCAUCAGCCGCCCCUAUCCUGUGCGCCGGUAUGACGGUGUACAAGGCACUGAAGCAGAUCGGCGGGUCGCCGGGUGAGUACGUGGUGAUUCCGGGAGCCGGCGGCGGUCUGGGUCACUUGGCUUGUCAGUAUGCACGUGCUAUGGGCUACAAGGUGGUGGCUAUCGACUCUGGUGAUGACAAGCGCAAGCUAAUUGAAUCGUACGGCAUCAAGGACUUUAUCGACUUUAACGACGGAAACGUCAUCGAACAGGUCCGUGCUGCUACGGGUGGCCGCGGUGGUCACGCGGUUAUUGUCGUUGCUGGUUCCAAGGAUGCAUACAAGGACCCGCUCAUGUUCCUACGUCCUCGCGGCACUCUGGUUGCGGUGGGUGUCCCCAAAGACACGGCCGUCGUGGCUCCUGUUGAGCCGUUGAUCCCGCUGGAAUUCCGCAUCGUCGGCUCCUACGUGGGCAGCCGUCAAGACGCAAUCGAGGCCAUCGAUCUCGCUGCCGACGGUCUAGUCAAGAGCUCGUACACUGUCGAACCGCUGAAAAAUCUACCGGACGUCUUCGAGCGAAUGCACGCCGGCAAGCUGCGAGGCCGCGUGGUGCUGAACUGUGACUAAGUCUAUUAUGUUAUAGGUCACCUUGCAGCUCCUUAGCACGCUCUAGUAUAGCAGACGCGAUGCCAGCACGCCUUGCCGUCUCAAUAGCGACGCUGUCACUCGCUACUCCGUCUUUCAACACGUAAUGGAAUGUCACCACGUCUUCAACCUCCACGUUCGCGUCUGCCUCGUCCUGUUCGUAGAAGUGAUACUCCAAUUGUUUUGUCUGGCAUUUAUCGCCUAAAAGAGCUUGCAACUUGUGAAUCGCUGCAGUAAGAUGCGUGGCAAACACUACAAGGCAUCCGACAGUCUUACUAAGGUACAUCAUCUGAGCCACAGCCACAGCUUCAGCGUACUGAGCUGCCAUUCCAAAGCCGAUUUCGUCGAUAAGAACAAGUGACCUCUUCGUAGCAUUGCGCGAGAUCGUACCCAAUGCUGUUAGCUCUGACGAGCAUGACGAACCACAAUUAAUAGUGCUGCGAUGCAUGAGCGUGUAGACCCCGUCGAACACGGAUAACCGCACACUUGACGCGGGAACAAAAGACCCAAUUUGAGCGAGGAUCACCACAAGCGCACACAUGCGAAGCAGACUGGUCUUGCCUCCCAUGUUGGGACCCGAUACAACCAUCAAAGACCCAAGACUACUUGACAGCAGGACAGAAUUGCUGAUGUAGGACGAUCCGUCUAACAACAUUUCAAUAAUCGGAUGACGUCCAUCGAUGAUCUCCAAUAUGCUGUUACCAUCCACAAACUGAGGCUUAGUGUAGUUAGGAUAACUCUGAGCCACCGUAGCGAGUGAGCACAGCGCAUCAAGGUUCGCUAGAAUGUCCACACAGGCCAUUCCAGUCACGUACACUUGAGCGUCCACCUGAUUGACAAAUCGUCUCCAUAAUGCUCGAACCAGUUGUUCUUUCUGUUCUUUCACAAA